CCCCGUCCAGUUUCGCAUAUCCUUUCUUAAACCCUUUCUGUUUUAUAAAUUCCUAUCAUGGGCUCAAAAGCGAACCCAAAGUUUUCACUGAAUUUGUAAUGUUCUGCAACUUUUUUUUUUUUUUUCACUAAUGUAUCUUGGACAUUUCUUUAUUUUUAGCACAUAAUUUUCCAAUUAAUGGCAGCCUACCAUCCCAUUCCCUGAUAGAGUUCUCUGCUAUGCAUUUUUCCUAUUAAUAGUUGCAUCAUACUCCAUUCCACAAUAUUCCAGGCGUACUGGUGUGUUUAUUUAUUUUUUAAAGAUUUAUUUAUUUGUGCAUGUAAGAGCUGGGGUGUAGGCCAGAGGUGCGGGAGGGUGAGAGGAUUCAUCAGAAUAGGCAGAUCCGCUGAAAUACACUGCCAAGGGGAGCAGCGGUAGAAAUGUUAUAGGACAGGGAGAGGGGCAGCCCAAAACCCCGCAAACCUGCCUAUUCUAAAUGGGUUCUGCCAUCCGCCGCAUCAACACAAAACAUAUGAGACUUUAAUGGGAAGGAACUUUAAUUAAACUAGGAAACAACACAGGUACAAAGAACAGUGAUCAUCAUAUAAGUGUAAACCAAGGCAAAGAAAAUGCUUUUUAUUUUAGCCUGAACACAUAUAUAGACACUUCUGUUUUAGUAUGAGGAAGGGAAGAGGAAGGACAAGCCGGAUCAGAAGGAAACGCUGCCUAAAUUCCAACUCCAGAGGAGUGACCGAGAGCUAUAAGCCGGAAUUUGUAGCGCUGAAGAAGUGGCUGAAAGAUAGGAAGUUUGAAGAUACAAACCUAAUUCCUGCUCGUUUUCCAGUGUGUCAGGGGGAGCCUGCUGUGUGCUCACAGCUGCACCAGUCCUGUGAUCUGAAGUGGAUGAGCGUUCUCUUCUGGACGCUGAGAAGCUGCUUGUGGCUUAACAUCUUUUUCCUGAAAAGUACAGGAAGAGGGCUGAUGAGCAGAACCUCCCUGCGGGAGGGGCAGAUGGUGAUUUCGUUGCCUGAGAGCUGCCUGCUUACCACGGACACGGUGAUGAGAAGCUCCUUAGGGGCCUACCUCGCCAAGUGGCAGCCUCCUCCGUCUCCUCUUCUGGCUCUCUGCACCUUUUUAGUUUCAGAAAGGCAUGCCGGGGACCGCUCUCUCUGGAAGCCUUACCUGGACAUUUUGCCGAAGGCCUACACCUGCCCCGUGUGCUGGGAGCCGCAAGUGGUGAGCCUCCUGCCCGCGCCUCUGAGAGCCGGGGCGGAAGAGCAGCGAGCCCGUGUGCAGCGGCUCUUCACUUCCUCCAGAGACUUCUUCUUCUCGCUGCAGCCUCUGUUUGCAGAGGCGGUGGAGGGCAUCUUCAGCUACCGCGCCCUCCGGUGGGCCUGGUGCACGGUCAACACCCGAGCCGUGUACGUGAAGCACAGGCAGAGGCCCGGCUGCUCCGCAGAGCCAGACACCUGUGCGCUCGCCCCGUAUCUGGAUCUGCUGAACCACAGCCCGCACGCCCAGGUAAAAGCAGCAUUUAAUGAGGAAACGCGCUGCUAUGAAAUCAGGACGGGCUCUCGCCGUAGGAAGCACGAGGAGGUGUUCAUCUGCUACGGCCCCCACGACAGCCGGCGGCUGCUCCUGGAGUACGGCUUUGUCUCCACCCCCAACCCUCACGCCGGCGUCAGUGUCACAGAAGAUGUGCUUGUUAGAUAUCUUCCAUCAAAAGAUGAACAGAUGAACAAGAAGAUUUCCAUUUUAAAGGAUCAUGACCUUAUAGAAAAUCUGACCUUCGGGUGGGAGGGGCCGUCCUGGAGGCUCCUCACGGCCCUGAAGCUGCUUUGUCUGGAGGCGGGAGAAUUUACGUGCUGGAAAAAAGUACUUCUUGGGGAAGUGAUUUCAAAUACAAAUGAGAAGGCGAGUUUGGACAUAGCCCAGAAAAUAUGCCACUGUUUUACAGAGGAGACUCAUGCUAUGCUUAAAAAGAUUUCUGAUAUGAAAAGUGAAGAAGGCGCUUUGAUAAACCAACUAACUUUGGUGGAAACGUUGUGGACGGAAGAGCUGCAGAUCCUGCAGGCGUCUGCCGAGACCCUGAACGAUUUGCAAAGAGCUUUUAGGUGACCUCACCCUGGCGUGUUGUCCAGUUCCUGUGGUGGGCGUGACCCCGCACACAUUCUGAGCCUCCGGAGACGUUUUUGAACUAAGCUUUAUUUUAUGUGGACUCAUAUACAGUCGGCAAGCAGUUUCUAUUAAACAGUCACACACUGAAUCCUUUGCCUUUUGCUUUUCCUAAAAACCCUGAACAUGGAGAGUGUGUUGGGGGUGCUCUCAGGACACAGCAGGAUCUCUGUGGGAGAGCAGGUCCUGGGGCUCCAUAGCUGUGUGUGUGUUGGGGGCUUGGGGGAGGCACUGCAGCCCAUGGCGCUUUACUCUCACAAUGAACCUCGGCCCCCAAGAGGGAGCACCUGGCCUGUGGGCCCUGUUGCUUGUCGGACUCAGGAGCUGUAAAGGGCACCUCCUCUAAGUGCUCUGGUACUGUCAGGUUUAGGGGCACGUGGGUGGUAGGUGGGGAUCCUGGAAGGGGUGCACGGCAGGCCUGGGUCCCAGCCACUCACUGGACUUCAUAUUCAGCUGCUCUGAACUGGUGUGAGUCACUUCAGUUUUCAUCCCUGUUGUCCAGAGGGGCGGGCCCUAGAGCUGCAGCCCUCACUCCCCGACUCAGUGGCGGGCCAGGAGUUGUGGGACCCGCAGGGCAGGUGGGCUAAAAAGCCCCCUCUUGCUUUUGUGGCCCAACUUGAUCCCUGGCACUGCAGGAAAGGAGACACGAGGAGAAACGUGGGUGAGUCAUGUGGAGGCUGACAGUGGCGGCCAUUAGCCCCAUGAGGUAUCUCCUUUUGGCUUAGCUUUGUGGGACCUGCUUCAGAACCCCUCUCCUAUGGGUCCCCAUCAGAGGUGCCACAGACUGAGGCAAGCUUUUGUUCCUCAGUGGCCCUGCUUUGGGCCUACCCUCUUUGGCAGGGCAUUUGCCCAUGAGGGGAUGGGUCAUUUGGGAUGUUUUGUUGUGAAAAAUAGUCCUUUCUUUCUGCACUUUAUUAAAAUUCUU
Molecule: messenger RNA, 3079 nt
Organism: Talpa occidentalis (Iberian mole)
Lineage: Eukaryota; Metazoa; Chordata; Mammalia; Eulipotyphla; Talpidae
Gene: SETD4
Product: SET domain containing 4
Exons: 12
Coding region: 658-2097 (479 amino acids)
Biological process (GO): peptidyl-lysine monomethylation; positive regulation of transcription by RNA polymerase II; peptidyl-lysine trimethylation
Molecular function (GO): histone H3K4 methyltransferase activity; transcription coactivator activity; protein binding
Source: RefSeq, a predicted model, not a curated record